AUCCGAUUUAACUUUUUGGUCGGAAAGUUGUUAAAAGUUUUGCUUUCAAUUUAACUUUUUAAAUGGAAAAUUAUGAUGAUGGGGAUUCCGAAUUGACCUACAGAAAUUAUCCAAUUAUUCAUCCGCCGGCCGACUUAAGUCCGUGUUCGGAAUGCCUCAAUGCCAACAAGUCGGCAGAAGUUUCCUAUUUUGAUCCUAAUUGUGAGAAUUGUCAGAUGUUUGUGAGCCACGAUGCAUCAAUUGCUGAGAUGUUUGCUGUUUUGAGGCAGUGGACGACUGCUGUGCAACAGUCCGUUAAAACUGUCAUCUGUCAGAUGCUGGAUUGUGGUGCUCAUGUAAAUGACAGGGAUGGGCUGACAGACAUGACAAUGUUGCACUAUGCGGUUAAAUCUGGAGCAAGAGGCAUGGGUAACAUUGAUGACGCAUGUCAGAUAGUUUUGUUGCUCCUGUCCAGAGGGGCUGAUCCAUACAUUCGUUGUCGAUGGACCAACAUGGCUGCCAUACAUUAUGCUGUCUAUUUUGAUGUUCACCUAGUUUUGGAGAUUCUGCUGAAUGCUUCUAAAGGCGUUGAUGUAGAUAGUUUAUGUUAUGAAUUUGAUCACGGUACACCUCUGCACAUUGCUUGCCGAACUUUGGCAUUGGAAUCCACAAAGGUGCUGUUGAAAUAUGGAGCUGAUAAAAGCAUCAAAGAUGUUAAUGGAAAGCUAUCUACAGACUGGCUGCCCAGCACAGAUUCAUAUGAAAUAUCAACUGAAAUAAAGAAGACAGUUUCAGAGCUGAAAACACUCCUCGAAAAAUCACCAUCCAAUUCCACAUCAUUUUUUUCCCACACCCCUAAAGAAUCCACUCAGAUUUCUUGCAUUCUCAAAUCACUGGAUGUCAAAAUUGGAGAUAAAGUUUUUGUUGGUGGUGUCAAGACUGGAAUCUUACGAUAUUGCGGUCCGACAUUAUUUGCCGGUGGGUUUUGGGCUGGUAUAGAACUUGAUGAGUCCAUUGGGAAGAACAAUGGCUCCAUUAACGGCAUCCAAUAUUUCAAAUGCCCUCCAAAUUAUGGUAUAUUUGCCCCGAUAUCUAAAAUAUCAAAGCAGCACAACACACUGGGCCACGAACAACCUCCGACACGAAACCACCACUCGAUGACCUACAGCAGAAUCGACCUCAGCCGCAUCACCUCAAAAAUCGAUUCAGGUUUGAGACAAAGCAAAUUAGAUUUGAGUGAACAGAGUAACACUAGUAGUGAUAUUGAAGUUAAUGAUCGGGUGUUGGUCGCCGGCAAGAAAAUGGGCACCGUAAGAUAUGUCGGAGAAACUGAAUUUGCUCCCGGAUUAUGGUAUGGCAUUGAGUUGUAUCGACCCAUUGGAAGGAACAAUGGAUCGGUUGAUGGUGUUCAAUAUUUUAGCUGCCCCGCCAAUCACGGUGUCUUUGCCCCUCCGUUUCGAAUACAAAGGCUCGAUGAUGCCCACUGUAAAAAGAUUCAAAAGUUCAACUUGUUCAAAACGCCAAUAACAACCAUAAGCAUUGUGCACUACAUAGGCAGUGUGGACUUUGCAGAGGGCAUAUGGCUCGGAGUUGAACUGAAAACACCAAGGGGCAAGCAUGAUGGCACUGUUCAGGGUAAAAGAUAUUUCUCUUGUCGGCCAGGUCACGGCCUAUUAGUUCGACCGUCAAAAGUUUACGUGCGUGGAAUCAAUGGAUCGAAACUAAUAACGGCAGAUUAA
This is a messenger RNA of Helobdella robusta, 1718 nucleotides long. RefSeq lists its product as hypothetical. Gene Ontology annotation, cellular component: microtubule plus-end; nucleus; cytoplasm. The record is from RefSeq and is a predicted model, not a curated record. Gene Ontology annotation, molecular function: microtubule plus-end binding. Gene Ontology annotation, biological process: cytoplasmic microtubule organization. The coding region runs from base 63 to 1718 and encodes 551 amino acids. The transcript is spliced from 11 exons. Lineage: Eukaryota; Metazoa; Annelida; Clitellata; Rhynchobdellida; Glossiphoniidae.